UCACAGUAGAGUUGCUCAUUUUUCCAACAUGGCAAACCAUCUGUUAUUUUAUAUUUUACUGGCAUUGAUUCCUGCGCUUGGAACAUCAGACUUUUUAAUAACACAGUUCAGGAACAUCAAGAAGCGAAGUGCUGAUGACUUGAUUGUCAAUGGCAUAGAAAUCUAUAGCAUGAAAAUUGACAGCAAAGUGACUUCUCGAUUUGCCCACAAUGUCAUCACUAGCCGAGCUGUCAAUCGUGCCAACGUGUCUAAGGAAGUGGUUUUUGAUGUGGAUCUCCCUAAGACAGCCUUCAUUACCAACUUCAGCAUGAUAAUUGAUGGUGUUACCUAUCCUGGAACCAUAAAAGAAAAAGAAGUUGCAAAAAAGCAAUAUGAGAAGGCCGUUUCACGGGGACAGACCGCAGGUCUUGUCAAGGCUUCAGGGAGAAAAACCGAAAAGUUCACUGUUUCAGUCAACAUUGCAGCAGCCAGCAAGGUCACUUUUGAGCUCGUCUAUGAGGAACUGCUGAAGCGAAACUUUGGAAAAUACGAGAUGUUCAUUAAAGUAAAACCAAAGCAGCUUGUUAAAAACUUUGAGAUCGAGGUAAACAUCUUUGAACCCCAAGGCAUCAGCGAGCUGGAUGCACAAGGAUCAUUCGUCACCAAUGACCUGUCACAAGUACUUACAAAAUCUUUCUCAGGAAAAAAGGGCCAUGUGUCUUUCAAGCCAACCCUUGACCAACAACGAACCUGUGCCACUUGCUCAACAUCACUAUUGGAUGGUGAUUUUAUAAUUAAGUAUGAUGUGAAGAGAGACAGUCCAGGUGAUUUACAGAUUGUCAACGGAUACUUUGUACACUUUUUUGCGCCAACAAAUCUUCCACGUUUUCCAAAAAAUGUGAUUUUUGUAAUAGACAUUAGUGGCUCAAUGGAUGGAAUAGGAAUACAACAGACAAGGCAAGCACUUCUUAAAAUAUUAGAGGAUAUUAAAGAAGAGGACUAUUUUAAUUUCAUACUGUUUGGUACGGAUGUACACGUUUGGAAAGACAAAUUAGUCCAAGCCACUCCUGAGAAUCUGAAGGAAGCCAAGGAAUUUGCUCAAGCUAUUAGCACACGAGGCAUGACAAAUCUACAUGGUGGUUUAAUGAAGGGAAUUGAAAUGCUGAAUACAGCCUAUGAAACAAAUUCUGUGCCCAAGAGAAGUGCAUCUAUAAUUAUCAUGUUAACAGAUGGUCAACCUAAUCAAGGUGUAUCAGACCCUCAGCAAAUUCAAGCGAAUGUAAAAACUGCCAUUCAAGGAAAAUACCCCUUAUACAAUCUAGCUUUUGGCUAUGGUAUAGACUAUAAUUUUCUAGAAAAGAUGGCACUAGAGAAUAAAGGGGUGGCUCGUCGCAUUUAUCCAGACUCUGAUUCAGCCAUACAAAUGGAGGGUUUUUAUGAUGAAGUAGCCAAUCCUAUGCUUACAGAAGUAGAAUUAAACUACCCUGAGAAUGCAAUUGCUGACUUAACACAAAACAAUUUUAAGCAUUACUAUGAUGGCUCUGAAAUUGUAGUGGCUGGACGUAUUACAGAUAAUGACUUGAACAGUUUGACGGCAGAUGUGAAAGCUCAAGGUGCACUAAAUGAUGUGACAUAUAUCGAACAAGCAGACGUUAAUGAAAUGGCGAAAGCUCUUCAAGAACAGGAGUACAUAUUUGGGGAUUACAUUGAGAGGCUCUGGGCUUAUCUCACCAUCCAACAAUUACUGGAAAAACGCACUGUAGCUCAGGGAGAAGAAAAGGACAACCUUACAGCAGAAGCUCUGGAGCUCUCUCUGAAAUACAAGUUUGUGACACCUUUGACAUCCAUGGUGGUUACGAAACCAGAAGAUAAUGAGGAUCAGUCUGCAAUUGCUGAUAAACCAGUAGAAGCUGAAGCAAAGGCUGCUCCAGGCACUUACUCAGCUCCAACACAUUCUUUUCUAUAUAGUAGGCCUGCAUCCCCCUCUGUAUAUACUAGUGUUGACGGAGAUCCACACUUCAUCAUAUCAGUGCCACAAAAAGAAGAUGCCAUUUGUUUCAAUAUCAAUGAAGAGACUGGCACAGUAUUAAGUUUAAUAAAAGACCCAGUUACAGGCAUCACAGUUAAUGGGCAGCUUAUUGGAGAUAAGAGAGUGAACAAUGAUGCAAAGAUUCAAAACACAUAUUUUGGAAAACUUGGGAUUGAAAAUAAGAAGCUGGAAUUAAAACUAGAAGUGACUCCUGAGAAAAUAAUCAUCCAGAAUGGCAGAAAGAAGACAGUUUUCAGCUGGCUUGAUACAGUCACCCUGCGACAAGAAAGUCUAACUCUGAUAAUCAACAGGAAAAAAAAUCUGGUGCUCUCAAUGGGAGAUGGCGCAUCCUUUGUUAUUGUUUUGCAUCAAGUAUGGGAGAAACAUCCUCUACACCAGAACUUCCUAGGACUGUACACACUGGAUAGUCACAAGCUGUCUGAACAUACCCAUGGCUUAUUAGGGCAAUUUUUCCAUCACAUUGACUUUGAUAUACUUGAAAUCCAUCCUGGGGCCGAUUCUAAAAAACCAGAUGCUACAAUGAUGGUCAAAAACAAUAAACUGACAGUAACUAGGGGCUGGCAGAAAGAUUUCAGGAAAGAUUCCCAGCAUGGCGUCGAUAUCCCUUGCUGGUUUGUUCAUAAUAAUGGAGCAGGGCUGAUUGAUGGAGUUCACACAAACUAUAUUGUUUCCAGUAUAUUUGACACAACUAUAAAUUGAUCCUCAGAUAUGUGUUGGGAGAACAUUUUUCCUGAAUGUGUGAUGCUUUCUAAUAAUCAGCUACUAAAUCACUGAAAGCUUACAGAAUUGGUGUGUGGGUUGUUACUACUGUUACGUAACAGAUUCUAGCGAAUCAGGCUAGCUUGUGUGUGAUCAGUUCUUUAAUGCGAAAUAGCUGCUCUGUAUGAAAAGGGUUAAAUAAAAGCUUCUAAACUUGC
Molecule: messenger RNA, 2946 nt
Organism: Pelodiscus sinensis (Chinese soft-shelled turtle)
Lineage: Eukaryota; Metazoa; Chordata; Testudines; Trionychidae
Product: inter-alpha-trypsin inhibitor heavy chain H3
Biological process (GO): hyaluronan metabolic process
Molecular function (GO): serine-type endopeptidase inhibitor activity
Source: RefSeq, a predicted model, not a curated record